AUGAAGAAGACAGGACUCAUCUCGGUUGUGGGAUUUGCCGUAUCGUUGCUGUUCCACACGACCCAGUCCAAGGCCUGUCCUCCCUCCUGCCACUGCCAGCCCCUGGGAGGGAUGAGGGGGUUGUGUGUGGACUGCAGCUCCCAGAAGCUGACUCAAGUGCCUGUCCUGCCUGCCAACACCAGGAGGCUUUAUCUACAGAACAACAGCCUGACCUCGGUUCCUCCCGGCGCCCUGGACAGCCUCAGCAGCCUGGAGGAGGUGAAAAUACUUGAUAAUCCUUGGAACUGUGACUGUCACAUUCUCUACCUAAAACUGUGGUUAGAAGAUGUCUCUGCCUCCUCUCUUGCAAACGUCAGGUGUGCAACCCCAGCUCCUGUGAGUAUGAAGCCCUUGAGGCAGCUGACUGGGAAUGAGUUGGGGAUCUGUAAGAGGCUUCUCCCAGUCAAGUGUCUUGAGUUCUUUUGGCGAGAUCUCACUUUAAUUGCUGGAGCAAUAAUUACACUUAUUUUAGUAGCACUGGCUCUGAAAUGCUCAAAAAAGCUGGUCUGCCAAACAAGCCUAAGCCAAUAUGACUCUGCAGGGUGGCUGUUGGGGAGGCACGCCUCCAAAAACCACAAGAUACAGUGA
Molecule: messenger RNA, 627 nt
Organism: Merops nubicus (carmine bee-eater)
Lineage: Eukaryota; Metazoa; Chordata; Aves; Coraciiformes; Meropidae
Gene: GP9
Product: glycoprotein IX (platelet)
Exons: 1
Coding region: 1-627 (208 amino acids)
Source: RefSeq, a predicted model, not a curated record